Messenger RNA from Tripterygium wilfordii, 2425 nucleotides. Its product is annotated as F-box/FBD/LRR-repeat protein At5g53840-like. NCBI's taxonomy places the organism in Eukaryota, Viridiplantae, Streptophyta, Magnoliopsida, Celastrales, Celastraceae. Gene Ontology annotation, molecular function: protein binding. The transcript is spliced from 6 exons. The record is from RefSeq and is a predicted model, not a curated record. Bases 816 to 2186 code for a protein of 456 amino acids.
GAUGAAAAAUAUUCAGGGGGCGACUCACUAUGACGACGAAGAUGAGAAGGCUGCGAGGGAUUUUGCUUGGAGAGAUGUACAAUUCACGUCUCUUUGGUGCUGGAUCUUGUACAGAGUAUUGUGGUUUACUUUGCAAGUUUAAUCGGCAUAUAUUGUGUUGUUUCUUAUUUCGGUUUUCUUUGCAAUAUGUAGUCGCGUACCAUGUUAAUUUUACAAUGGCAUGGUUGUGUUCUUGAUUUCAAGUUUUAUGGGUUUCUAUUUGAACGACUGCUAGUGAUAACUAUUGGUGAUGGUUUGAUUACUAUUUUAUUUUAUUUUUUAUGAAAUACUAUUUUGGUACUUCAAAGGUUUUUUCCCAGUUGAAAAGGAUUAGGAGUUUUUGUAAGAUAUACAAAUUUCUCCAAUUUUAGUUUAAGACGUGAAUCAUAUAAUAAAUACAUUAUUAAAUUGAAAGCUUUUGGGUUCACUUUAUUCCAGUCAAGUAGCAAAUCUGUCAUUAUUCUUCAGCUCUAAGAAAGUAUUUAUGAUCACUAGGCUGCUAAUUUAUUGAGUUGCAGAAUUUGGGUCAAAGUUGAUAAUGUGAAGAACAGACACAGUGCUGCAAACAUAUGCAUGGGUCAUAAUGCGUGGAAGCUAGCUAGGUGGAAGUGCUAUACAAGGAGAAGAGCUAGAAAGGCCCCAAAAUAAAAUUGAUGUAAUUAAAGAAAAGCUGGCUACAGGAGGGUGUGAAUAAUACAUUGAACGAAGUGACGAUGUAAUUAUCGGGCAGCUAGUAUUUUGAGUUGCAAAUUUUGCAUUCGAAGUUAAUAUUUAUCAUGGGAAGAAAGCAAAACUCUGCCAAAAAACAAAAGAGAGGGAAUGAAAAUGAUGAUAGGAUCAGCAAACUUCCGGAUGAGCUUAUCAUCUUCAUUCUCUCGCUUUUGAACGUGAAAGAAGCAGCAAGGACUAGUGUACUUUCGCGUCGAUGGCACCAAGUUUGGACUUUCAUCCCCUCCCUGAAUUUUGAUCCUUCAGUGGUCAUAAACGACCUUUGUUGGGUAAGGAACCGGUGGUUUCUUUUGAAGGGAAGGAGUAAAUAUGUCAAUUGGGUGAAUAGUGUCUUGAAGACUCAUCAGGGAUCCAAUUUAGAUAAAUUCAGAGUUCAAUUUGAUUUGGAUGGAAAUCAUAGACAUCAUAUUGAUGCGUGGCUGAAAUUUGCAAUUGAAAGGCGAGUGAAAAACCUUUCGAUGGACUUUCGUAAUUUUGAGGGACUUCUUGACCCUCAGUACUGUUUUCCAGUAUUAGGUAACCUUUCAAAGAGAUUGCGGUCUGGUACUGUGGGGUUCCCACAUUGUACUUCUCUUAGAGCUCUGGAGCUGGUAGCUGUCAAUAUAAAUGCAGACCAGAUUGAAUAUUUCUUAUCCAACUGCCCAUUUCUUGAGCGGGUGUGUGUAAUAGGUUCCUCUGCUCUUGUCAACUUAAGAGUUGCCGGUGCAUCGCUUUGCUUGAGAUACUUGGAGCUAAUACAUUGCUAUGGCUUAGAAAGCCUAUAUAUUUCUGCAACAAAUCUCAUUUCAUUCGUAUUUCAUGGACCGAGCAUUAAAAUAUCUUACGAGAAUAUCCCAAACCUUGUUGAAGUGUAUUUUGCGGCGGAUUUCGUUGGACCUAUUAUUAAGUACUUAUUACAGCUUUCAAGUUAUGUAUCUCAAAUUGAAACACUUGAACUGAACUUGUUUGGUGGAAUGGAGAAGAUCGAUCCGCUGUGCAAAUUUCCUGUGUUUGCGAACCUCAAGAAAUGGAAAUUGAAGAUUCAUGCUACCAAUAAUACCAGGACCCUUCUUGAUUAUGCCCCCUUCAUACAUGCAUGUCCGGCCCUUCAAACAUUUGAGUUGGAGAUAGCUAGAUGGAAUAAGCAUAAUGUGGUGAUGAGGAGAGCAAAAGAGGUCCCAGACCCACAUUGUCCUCAUAAAAACCUCAGAGAGGUAAAAAUUGUUGGCUUUACGGGCCUUGCUGUGGACAAUGAGAUUGCGACUUAUCUGAUUAAGAAUGCGUUCUCUCUGGAGAAAAUUAUCCUCGAUACCAGUGCACCAACUUCAGUAGACAACCGGUGGGACCAUAAAGAUCCAAUGAGUAUUGAAACUGCAGUUAAGUGUGCCAUGGGACUCAAGUACCGGUUCGCUCUUGGGAAUAAAUUGAAGCUCCGCUAGGCAACUUUUAUAUUGAUCUAUUAUUCUGCAUGACAUUUUUCAAUAAAUAAUUGUGGACUCUAUUAUCUGAGAGCCCUUGUUCCCCAGAAUUAUUUAGGUUUGCUUUUCAAGAAUUUUCAAUUGUCCGUACAGGGUAAUGUGCCCCUGUCAAAACUUUUUAAGAAGGUUAUCUUAUAAAUUUGAAUUGCUUCUAUGAUUCUUCAUGACAAUAUUGUGUAGUUGUUGCCUUGAGCGCGGAA